AUGGCUCUGUAUAACCUGCCCGGGAGCGCUUUCUUCCUUCCCGUAUACGCCGCCGCAGCGCUUUCUCAACUCUAUUUCGGCAUUCCUUACAAGGCGUGGGGACUCGUCGUUGCCAUGAUCUCGGGCUUCGUGCUAGAGAUAAUCGCCUAUGUGGCCAGAGUAAGACUACACCAUGGUCAAGACGGAUACCGACAGUACAUCGUAACCAUCACCAUCGGGCCUGCUUUUCUCAGCGCCGCCCUGUACCUCAGCUUCGCGCGCAUCAUCACUGUCUUUGGCGCCUUCAACUCUUGUCUCCAGCCGUGCACCUACACUAUUGUGUUUAUCUUGUGCGACUUUGUUGCUCUGGCACUGCAGGCUGCCGGUUGCGGUCUUGUGGCCGGCAGUGAU
Colletotrichum navitas is the source of this 390-nucleotide messenger RNA. Its product is annotated as RTA1 like protein-domain-containing protein. Lineage: Eukaryota; Fungi; Ascomycota; Sordariomycetes; Glomerellales; Glomerellaceae. The record is from RefSeq and is a predicted model, not a curated record. Gene Ontology annotation, cellular component: plasma membrane; fungal-type vacuole. The transcript has 2 exons. The annotation marks the transcript as partial.